AUGGCACUCGGAAAGAAACCAUACCCCAAGGCUACGGUCAAGAAGAUCAUCAAGGCUCAUUCAAACCACAAUUUGAAGAAGAACGCCGAUGUUACUAUCUUCCUCGACUACGUCCUAUUCAUGGAAACUCUUGUCAAAGAAGCGGCGAUCCAUUCGAAACAGUCGGGCGAACGAGGUCUCUCUGCGAGGAGCGUCAAGAAGGUGACGAGAGAUACAUUGACCAAAUUCAAGGGUUGA
Fusarium subglutinans is the source of this 237-nucleotide messenger RNA. RefSeq names its product histone-like transcription factor (CBF NF-Y) and archaeal histone domain protein. NCBI's taxonomy places the organism in Eukaryota, Fungi, Ascomycota, Sordariomycetes, Hypocreales, Nectriaceae. Gene Ontology annotation, biological process: kinetochore assembly; chromosome segregation; mitotic cell cycle. Gene Ontology annotation, molecular function: protein heterodimerization activity. The coding region runs from base 1 to 237 and encodes 78 amino acids. Gene Ontology annotation, cellular component: nucleoplasm; kinetochore. The transcript has 4 exons. The record is from RefSeq and is a predicted model, not a curated record.